UCUUGGUCUUGUACCUAUAUUUUAUAAUCUUUACCAAGUUUCCAGUGGCCUGCAGAGCCUGGAAAGUGAAGUUAGGGUUUAUUUGAUGUGUAUACAGGUAGAGUCGAAAUAUGUAUUAAAGUGCGAUGUCAUUCCUAAUAGAUUGAAUAUUUCAAAGGAGAAGAAUGAUUCUCCUCUCUCAUGGCAAGCUAAAAACCUUAAUUUUUUCGUCAUUUACACUUAGUUUGCAUCUGACUACAGUUUUGAAUAUGGCAAUCAUUUAUUGAGUCUUAAAAAGCCAAGCCACAGUGUGUUUGAGUACAUUAGAUACUGACUGACGUUUGUAUGAAGCACUUCCUAUUUUCGACUUCCACCACCACCCAGUCCAUCCAACGAAGAGUCAAUGCAAGAACUUGCAAUCUGCACUGUCCAAAAAGGACAGUAAUACACUGCACUAUGGUCUGGGAGCGCCGAAUCGUGGUCAAAAAUCCGAUUUUUGAAAGUACGAAAAUCUGUCAAUCGAGCAUUUAAUCCUUAUCUACAUCCUUUAGUAGGUGUGAAAUGACCUAUCAAAUCUUAUGUAAUUGUUUUUACGAUCAGAUAUAUGGUGGCGAACCUCACAUCCUCCGAGGUAAGUAAACAAACGUGAGAAUUUAAAGUGCACGUCAUCGUGUAUUGCCUUGUGUUGCUUUGUGAUAAGUUGGCGUAGAUCCCCGAUCAAAUAUGGAAAAGAAAGGUGAAAGUAAGUACUUUUUGAUGGUUUAAUCGUUUUUAGUAUUAAGAUUGAUUUUAUGACCACCAUGAGACUCCAAAGUUUUGUCCUGAUUUAGGUAAAAAAUUGCCUUCAUCUUAAGUUUUAGUUAUCACUAACACAAGCUAACACGUUCUUAUCAGUGCAAGAAUGUAGCUCAUAUGUUCCUCUAACAGGAUAUCAUAGGUUUUUUUGCCGCUUUUUGCCUCUGGGGCCUUUUUUGGUCAUUUUAGUGAAGGACUUAAACGACUUUCUGCACGAUCUGAUUUCAUUGCAGAAGGAUAUAAGAGAGACGAGACAAGGUCAACGUUUGAUAUAAGGUGAUUCAUAUGUAUUUUUGGCUGCUGAAUCCAAAAAUGAUAACAGUUUUUUUCAGCACUUGCCAGAUUUCCGGGAAAUAAAGUUUUUUUUUGCAAAAAACCUCAUUUUUAAGCAAAAUAAUAUUUUCUCCGGAAAAACGACAAAUGGUGGCUAAAACUUAGGUAUUUUUUUUUUAUUCUUCAGCCUGUAUACAUAAUACAAAUUUAUUAACUCGGCCCGCUGUGGUGUAGUGGUUGUAGUGCUGGCUUUAAGAUCAAAAGGUUCCGAGUUCAAUUCCUGGCUAGGCAACCCGAGAAUGGUAAUCCGCAAAGUUUUAGGGUCUGAUCAGAUCAUUGAGUGAAAGUUGACAAAAGAAGGGGAUUCAAGCACGCGCUAGUUCCCGAGGGCACUAGAAAAAAAUAGAAACGAAAAAAAAAUAAAUAAAUGAAUAAAUAUAAUAAAAAAGAAAAUAAUAAUAAAUUAAAGAAAAAUUCUCUAGGAAUAAAGAUAUCUCAUUCAUGUGUAAUUUCGCAAUCAAGUAACGACUUCAUUUAAAUUUUAUCAUCUACUAUACCGCAUUUCUGAUUAAUAUACUGUCUCAAAAUUUUACAAAUUAUUUAUAUUAAAUUUUCUUUUCAGGAGUUUUUCACGUAACGCGUGAAACGCUUUUUGAAAAAUGGAAGGAGUGCUCCAAAGGACAGAAAUUGAAUGGUCUCAUAAGUCACGUUUUUUCUAGUAAUACAGAUCGUGUCACCUCAGAAGCAGAAGAAAAUCAGAGCAAAAACAGAUCUAUCCAAGUGGUUGCAAGGGACAUACGAGCUCAGAAGUGAGGAAAAAAACCCGGGAGAAGAUCCAGAACCGUCAACAUCUCGCAGCAGAGGGCGGCCCCUAAAAAAGUUUGAUGAGAUGAAACCAAGAACCCAACGAAGAGCCAUCUCUCAACUUUAAGAGAAUGAACAUCAUAAUUCUGAGAAGCUUGUCCGUGCUUCAAUCGUUGCGGCUAAAACAACUGGUAAGUCCGACCUAGCAGUUGUUUUGCAGAAAGUCUCGAAAAGUCCAACACGAGCAAAAGAGCAGCUGGAACAGGAGGAGAAAAUGCCUUUGCGUAUGACAAAAGAGGCUGCCUUAGCGUUCAUGUUGGAGAACUCUUUUAGUAAAGCCCAAUAUAUGAACAUAAGGUUAAAUAGCAAAUAUUACAACGCUGACAUAUAUCCACCCUAUGAAUAUAUUUUGGAGGCCAAAAAAGACUGUCAGGUUUCUCCAUUAGAAGUUUCAGACACGUGUGCGCAAGUUCCACUCUUUUGUUUGGUGGACCAUACAAUCAGACGAAUCGCUUUGUUACAAUCUGAAGUCCUGGAAACAUUUUUUGAGGGAAAGUGUAAAGAUUGUAAGGAGGUCAACGCCGAGAUGACAUUUAGGUAUGGUUUUGAUGGCACCACCAGUCAGUCCACUUACUGCCAAAAAUUCCAAAGUUCUCAUGAAAGCUCUAGUGGAUCGGACUCCUCUUUAUUUGCCACUACCUUAGUGCCUCUUCGAUUGACUGCGGAUUCGGGGGAUAUUUUAUGGGUCAAUAGGACACCACAAUCUGUCAGAUUCUGUAGACCCAUAAAACUCCAAUUUGCUAAGGCUUCAAAGGAGUUGGUGAUGGCAGAAAAAGAGGAGUUGGAUGAGCAAAUCGGGAGUCUCGAGAGGGUCACAAUUAAAAUUAAUGAUGAUCAAAGCCUUGUUAUUCAGCCUCGUCUGAAAAUGACCUUAGUCGAUGGCAAAAUUCUUAAUUAUUUGACGACACGUUAUCAACGCAAACGUGUCCUAUUUGUGGUGCCAACCCUAUCGAUUUUAGAGACAUCAAGGAUUUUGACUCUCCAAAGUUUAAGCCUCGUGAAAGCUCCCUUGAGUUCGGCAUUAGUUCUUUGCAUGCUUGGAUCCGGUUGUUUGAAUGCAUCCUCCAUCUAGGCUACAAAGAUGGGAUAGCCGGGUGGCAGAUGAAGUCAGAUGACCAGAAAAAAGCGUAUGCACUGAACAAGAAGAGAAUUCAGAGCCUUUUUUGGGAGAAAAUGAGCCUCAGAGUGGAUAUUCCCAAAAGUGGAGGAUCAGGUAACACCAACUCAGGCAACACAGCCCGAAAAGCAUUCAGCGAUCCCGAACUAUUUUCCGAAAUAACCAACAUCGAUGUUCGGUCAAUAGAGCGCCUGCAAACCAUCUUGAUAGCCAUCUCCUGCAAAUUGCCUCUAAAUAUUGAGCUUUUCAAGGAAUAUUGUCAUGAAACUGGUAGACUUUACAUGCAGUUAUUCCCUGAUAAGCCAAUGACUGCAACCCUCCACAAAAUCCUCGUUCACGGCAGUCAAAUAAUGCAAAAUUCAAAUCUACCUCUGGGAUUUUUUGGAGAAGAUGCGCCUGAGUCCAGGAAUAAAUUGUACAGAAAUGACAGAGAGCAUCAUUUGAGAAAAGAUAUGAGAACACAUAAUCUUGCUGAUGUUUUUAAUCGUGCUAUGGAGUCCUCGGAUCCUCUCUUGUCAUCCUUUGGCCUAGGUGAACGGAUGAAAAAGAGGCGUCACAAACCGUUUCCAAAAGCGCUCCAUGCUCUUUUACAAGAGCCCCAAAUCGAUUUGACAGUUUCAGAAACAGAGGCAGCUUCAGACUCUGAAACUCUACUCGAAGAUCUGGAUCUGGAACUUAGGGACGACAUCGAACUCGAUGCUGAGGAGGUGGAGUGAAGUGUAUCUAAGUUUCUGAUUUAAAUCUUUUACAUGUGUCAAUAAUAUCCAAUUUUUCAGGAUUUUUUCUUAAAUCGUAAAAUGUGAUAAACUGUAUGUUUCCUGUGAUUUAUUUUCUUCCAAUGAACCUUAUUUUUGUUGUUUUGUUUCUAGUCAAUUCUGAUGUGUCAAAUAUGUUCUCCAGCUUUCUGAAAAAUGUUUUUAUGGAGAUCUCAUCGUUAUUUCUUUGUGAGAUUUGUAGAAAUUUUUUGUUAUAUUUUAUGAAAAAAGUCUUGUUCACUCUUUAGUAUGUGUGCCAUUUCGGCUCUAUCUCGAGUAAGAAGAUUUUGCAAUUGCAAUAUAUUCCUAAUUUGUGCCUUUAAUUUUGUGAU
Molecule: messenger RNA, 4115 nt
Organism: Bemisia tabaci
Lineage: Eukaryota; Metazoa; Arthropoda; Insecta; Hemiptera; Aleyrodidae
Source: RefSeq, a predicted model, not a curated record